AUGGACGGCACCGGGCAGUGCCUGCAGCCCCAAAUCAAAUCUCUGACACGUGCUGGCUUCGACAUCCGCGCCCUCUACAUCCCCAUGUCCGACCGCUCCACGUGGCGGCAGCUGGUUCGCCGAGUCGCACCGCUCAUACAGCAGGCAGCCAAUGAGGAGGACGCCGAGGAGCGGGGGGCCAGUGGGGACAGAAGGGGCAGGGAGGCAGCACGGGAGGGAGCGCGGGAGGUGACGGUGCUGGCGGAGUCGUUUGGGGCGUGCCUGGCUCUGCGCAUUGCUGCUGCCAACCCCGGCCUGCUGCACCGCCUCGUGCUCGUGAGUGAGAUGCCUUUCCUCCUCCGCUGCCUGCCCCACGCGUUUUGCAUCAUGCAUGCCGGGCCGGUCGCACACCCGCUACCAUCCCUCUCAUCUCCCUUCUUCCUCCCCCUUUUGCCCCCUUCCUUCUUUGGCCGCUUCCCCUUUUCCCCCUUGCGCCCUUGUCCCCUUCCCCCGUGCCCCUUCGCCCCUUGCACACCACUGAUGCCAUGCCACUCAUCACCAUCCCGUGCCAAGCAGAUCAACCCAGCAACGGCCUUCCCCACCAACAACCCGCUCGUCAGCCUCUCCUGCCCUUUUCAUGUGCCCCCUCGCUCCCCUCGUUCCCUCGUCCCCUUCCCCCACACCCGCCCUUCUAACCUCGUGCCAAGCAGAUCAACCCAGCAACGGCCUUCCCCACCAACAACCCGCUCGUCAGCCUCUCCUGCCCUUUUCAUGUGCCCCCUCGCUCCCCUCGUUCCCUCGUCCCCUUCCCCCACACCCGCCCUUCUAACCUCGUGCCAAGCAGAUCAACCCAGCAACGGCCUUCCCCACCAACAACCCGCUCGUCAGCCUCUGUGUUGCCACGGGCCUGCUUGCCUUCUUCCCGCCGCCGCUCUACGAAUUCGCCCAGGUCACAUCCAGUCUCCGCGCCCUUCAUUCCCUCUCUCCUGCGUGCUCUUAUCACUUGCUCUCCUUGACGUGGCGCUGCCUCUGCUGGUGAAGCGAAGCCGGGUCCAACCUGCUGCAGCAGCAGCCGGCACUAGCGUGGGAGGAGGGGAGGCGUCACUACGCGUGCUGUCUCCCAUCGACUACGUGCCGGCGGCGUGUGCGUCGUGGCGGCUCUCUCUGCUGAACGACCAGUCUGGGCUGUCAGAUGCCGUGCUGCGCUCCAUCCACGCGCCCACCCUGCUGGCGCCUCAAAAACCACCUCUGCCCCUCCACCACACCUCCAUUCGUCUAUUCCUAUCUUACUCCCCUGCCAUGCCACCAGGUGGCCUCAUCAAAGGACAGGUGCUGAAGCAGGCUGAGAGGAUCGCUGCUGCCAGCCCUCCUCUGAUCCUCCUCCUCCUCUCCCCCCCCCCCCCCCCCUCUCCCCCUCUCCCCCUCUCCCCCUCCCCCUCUCCCCCUCUCCCCCUCUUCCCCUCCCCCACUCCCCCGAAUCCCAUGGUAGCGGCCUCACAGUGUUGCUGGAGGCUGAUAGCUAAUGGCUCACGCCUUCCUCCCUCGGUCCUUAGGCCACCCUCUCCUCCCCGUUCCUCAGAUCUAGCCCCACCCACGGAGCUGCCCUCCCUUCACGCGCCCUUUAGGCGCUGUCCUCCCUCCCCGUGCGCCCCCUAA
Molecule: messenger RNA, 1635 nt
Organism: Closterium sp. NIES-65
Lineage: Eukaryota; Viridiplantae; Streptophyta; Zygnematophyceae; Desmidiales; Closteriaceae
Source: the annotation of a GenBank genome assembly